UUAACAUACAUCGACAAGACCUUACCCAAUACAGACGACCUGAAAAAAGACCUGACGAGGACAGAAAUCGACCAAGGACUGAAACGUUUUAAGAGGGGUAAAUCACCGGGGGAGGACGGCCUCCCUUUUGAGUUUUAUCUGACCUUUUGGGAUGUUUUAGCCGACGAACUUCUGACUGUUUUUACUGACUUCGAACACCUCGACAGACUACCCGACAGUUUUAGAGUGGGGAUCGUGACUCUUUUACAUAAGAAAAACGACAGGACGGACUUGAAAAACUGGAGACCGAUUACCCUUUUAAACUUUGAUUGUAAACUUUUUACCAAGGUUUUAACACUCAGAAUGUCUUCUGUUUUAGGGGAGGUGAUCCACCCGGACCAAACCUGUGCCGUGCCCGGAAGGAAGAUCACGGACAGCCUGAUACUGAUCCGAGAUGCCAUCUGUUAUGCGAGAGACAGAAACAUGCGGCUUGUAGUCCUAAAUUUAGAUUUUGAAAAAGCCUUUGAUCGGGUCUCGCACCAGUACCUCUUUAAGGUACUGCAAAAAAUGGGUUUCCCGGACAGGUUCUUAGCUUGGGUGGGACUGCUGUACGGGGACAUCACCAGCAAAAAUCCUUGUAAAUGGGCAUCUGUCAAAAGCAGUGGGAGUACACUGCGGCGUCCGUCAGGGCUGUCCGUUAUCUCCCCUUCUGUUCGUGGCCUGUAUUGAACCACUGGCACAGGUCUUGAGAAGGGACCAAGGGAUCAGUGGGGUGGGUAUCCCGGGGAGUGGGGGGAUGACCGCCAAGUGCGUCUUUUACAUGGACGACGUCAACAUUUUAUGUACCGACCUUUUAUCCGUCGACAGGACUCUGGACAGGACUGACUGGUACGGACGAGCCUCUGGGGCGAGACUGAACAGAGACAAGACAGAGGCCCAAUUCUUCGGACCGUGGGCAGACCCAGACUUGACCAGACUACCUCUGACAGUUAAACUGACGGACAUAAGGGUACUGGGGGUAAAGUUUGACCGGGGGGGAGGAGGGAGCGGUAACUGGAGCGGAAUCCUGGGGACGGAUCGGGAACCAGUGUGUCCAGUGCGCGGGCUCGCUAUAGGUGAGCCCACAACGGUUUGGCGCAACGUGGCCCAUCCUGCUCUCCUGAAUCGGCAUCGGGACCUGUCCUGGAUGGUCGCCCACGAGAUCCUCCCGGUCAGGGCCGUUAUGCACUCACGGGGCAUGGCGAGGACAUCCGCGUGCCCCCGACCAGGCUGCGGCCAAGAAGAGUCGGUGAGGCACAUGCUCUGGGAGUGCAGAGCCGCCAGGGACCUGUGGAAGGAAGCAGGCCCCCUGAUCACCUCGUGUCUGCCAGCAGGGGAGGACCUAACACCUCAGCUCGUGCUGUAUGGGGUGGGCCGAAGGCCCAUUCCAUCGAAGGCCUUCACCAAGCUCUGGCCCACCCUCACGUGCCUGAAGGAAGCACUGUGGUCCUCCCGUAACCUGCUGGUAGCGAAAAACGUAGAGACCACCCCCCAGGCAGUGGCCAUGGUAGCCACGGAAGCCCUGGGGUGGUACGGAAGGAAGGGGGCCUCGACCCCAGGCGAAGGGUCCCCCACAACACCCUAGGUCCCGGCGGCCACGGCCUGACAGCGCUGCGGCGCCUAGGGCGAUGUGCCUAGGGGAGGGAUCUCCUCUGGGCCCCGAAGGACGGGACGAUGAUCUAUUCAGAAGAGCAGGAUGAGGUGAGCUUGAUAAAGACUCACCCCCCUCCUGUACAAGGGACUGAAGACAGCCUUUUAACAAAGUGACUUUUUAACAUGGUUUUUCAUGUCUUAAAAAUGUUUUACCUUUGUUAGAUCAUUAGUACACAUUUUAAAUGGCUUUUACAGAUUUGAUGUUUUUACAAGGAAAGUACUUUUAUUCAUGGUUGUUUUCAUUAGUUUUAACAACAUGUACCUUUUAACAAAUUUAAAUGUAACUUUCAAAUGCUGUGUUUUAUGCUUUGUUGCCGUUUUUAUGUGUAUCAAUGAUGUAAAAAAUGUAUGAGCUGUUUUUAAAGGAAAUGUAUCAAUAAAACUUUUCCAAAAG
This is a messenger RNA of Oncorhynchus mykiss (rainbow trout), 2065 nucleotides long. The record is from RefSeq and is a predicted model, not a curated record. Lineage: Eukaryota; Metazoa; Chordata; Actinopteri; Salmoniformes; Salmonidae.